UGAUAUUCUGAUUGAAUCGGCCCAGUUUGUAUUAGUUGGACGAAGAGAAGAGGAAGACGGAGAAAUGUGUUAGAACCGUAACUGCGGAUACAAGCGUUUCACUGCUCUAUUAUGGCUGAUGCGGAGUGAUUUGAGGUCCGGCCCGCCGCGCAAAAUCGUGACCGCUUAUGCGUCUCCGACGCCUGAAUCUUACAAGGCUGCAUUUACAAGGAUGUCUCAGCUGAUAACUGCGCGAGGAUGCGUCCGCUGAAUGUACUCAAACAGGGCGUCUGUUGCAAUGAUGAAGGGUUCUUGUUUUUUGUUUUGAAUACAGGCCACCCACAGAAUCACUGCAACGCCUGCUAUGGACAACUUUAACGCUCCUCUCGUCCACCGUUUCUAUGAAGAACAUUGCGCAGUGCAGUGAAAAGGGUACAUCGUUUUGUGGCUGUCGAACUGGGGUUGAAUAUAUUACCUAAUCAGCCGGAAUUCAUUUGGGUAUAAAUUCCCAGUGCAGCCCAUAAACACACUACAUAACGUGUCGGCGCACCGUCAAUGUGAGGAGCUUCGUCCAGUGGUGAGAGCCACUCUCCGAGGGUACAGAUGAGAGGCAAACAAUAUCAUCAGCCACUGAAGUUGACAGCGCCUUGGGAGAAGGAUGCAGGCUUUGGAAGGAAGCUUAAAACAUACAGGAAUCAUACCAAGAUAAUAGCACAACCUGGGAUCGUGAUGAAAGUGCUGCGCAGGAAGAGGAUUGUGUUAUUUCUGGCCUAUUUCUUACUGCUGGUGCUCACUAUGCUUAACUUGGCUAAUUAUAAAUGGACUAAGGAGCCACAGCAGUGCAAUCAUCAGAUGAGGAGCACCACUUAUCAGAGUAGAUCUGACAUUCGUUUCCUGUACAGGCCCUCUCUGGCUAAGAAGAGGCAGCUUAUCUAUGUGCUGACCACCUGGAGGUCAGGCUCUUCCUUUUUUGGGGAGCUGUUUAACCAAAAUCCAGAAGUGUUCUUCUUGUAUGAGCCAAUGUGGCACAUCUGGCAGAAACUUUACCCUGGUGAUGCUGUGUCAUUACAAGGGGCAGCCAGGGACAUGCUCAGCUCCUUGUACCGCUGUGAUCUGUCUGUUUUCCAACUUUACAACAGCCCCGGAGGUAAGAAUUUUACCUCCCUAGGACUGUUUGGGGCCACCCUCAAUAAAGUGGUGUGUUCAUUUCCCCUCUGCUCAGCCUACAGGAAAGAGGUGGUGGGGAUGGUGGAUGAUAAAGUGUGUAAAAAGUGCCCCCCUCAAAGCCUUAGACUGUUGGAGGAGGAGUGCCUCAAAUAUAGCACCAUAGUCAUUAAAGGGGUCCGCAUUUUGGACGUAAAUGUGUUGGCCCCACUCAUGGAGGAUCCAUCAUUGGAUUUGAAGGUGAUACAUUUGGUUAGAGACCCACGGGCAGUAGCCAACUCCAGGAUCAAAUCCAGACAUGGUCUGAUAAGGGAGAAUUUACAGGUGGUCCGCAGCAGAGACCCCAAACUUCGUCGGAUACCUUUUGUGGAUCCUGGGCACAAAACCACCAAGAAGGAUGGCUCAGACUACCACUCAAUUGGAGCCAUGGAGGUGAUCUGUGACCGCACCUCCAGGACUUUGAGGACCGCCUUAAACCCACCCAGCUGGCUCAAGGGGAAGUACAUGGCCGUACGUUACGAAGACCUGGUCGAAAAUCCAGUUAAGACUUUGAGGAGUGUCUACCGCUUUGCCAACCUCACCACCAACCAUGACAUUGAGAUGUUUGCUUUGAACAUGACCAGUGGCUCCAGUUCCUCAUCUAAGCCAUUUAUAGUCUCCUCCAGGAAUGCCACACAAGCUGCUAGUGCAUGGAGAACAGUGCUCAGCAUCCAACAGAUCAAACAAGUGGAAGAUUACUGCCACCACUCCAUGUCCGUUCUAGGGUACGAGAGAGUGAGAACGGCCGGGGAGGCCAAGGACUUGAGCAAAUCACUACUGACACACUCCAAACUGUGAAAACAUUCUCACCACCAAAGACCAUUUCAUUUAAUGUUCAUUUUGCAUAGAGUGCCGUUUCCUUAUAUUGUGGAAUUAAAGCUUUACUGUAAAUCUGUGUUCCUGGAGCUACAUUGGCUGCGUUUGGAAUGUAUUGCCAGUCGGGCAGUUGUAGCUGUAUUUGAAGGGACCGCUUCUUUUAUACUGGAACACCGGAUGGGUUUGACAAUGCAAGGUUGAAGAACAGUGACUUGAAAAGUGAAGCUGCAACUAUCAAAAAAAAAAACAAACAAAAAAAAAACUGUAUAAUUCAUGUAACUUGUUAUGAUGACACUACAAAGUGGAUGUUUUGGGGUUAUUUUUUUUUGAAUGUUCAGAAUCUUUAAAAAAAAAAAAAAAAUCUAUGUUUUUCCAGUCUUCAUACUGUCUGUAAAAGUGAAAAUAGUAAGGAAAGUUAAAAAAUAAAUAAAUAAAAGAGAACUGAUUUAAACAACAACAAAAAAAUGAUUGCUAACGUUAAUUUUUGAGAUAUGGUUGAUGUCUGAGACAAUCAUUGAAUUGGUUUCUUGUGCCAUAGUUAGAGGUGUCAUCUGAAGAGCAGUAGUACUAUCUCAAGCUUUUAAAAAAGGGGGAUGUUUUGAUUAUUACUAUUUUUUUGUUUUUUUUUCUUGCCAAGUCCUCAUAGGAUGAUAUCAUACACUGUGGACAAUGUCAUAACUCUGGCGCUGAAAAAGUCUCUCUCAGUGUUGGUGUGAGCAGUCUGUUCUACCAUUUCAAAUGUUUACAAUUGCUUGCUCUUAUGGAAACACAUCUGGGAAUAUUGCAUUGAGUAAAGUUCACAGUUAACAACU
Archocentrus centrarchus (flier cichlid) is the source of this 2810-nucleotide messenger RNA. It is a transcript of the gene chst2b, whose product is annotated as carbohydrate (N-acetylglucosamine-6-O) sulfotransferase 2b. NCBI's taxonomy places the organism in Eukaryota, Metazoa, Chordata, Actinopteri, Cichliformes, Cichlidae. The coding region runs from base 583 to 1980 and encodes 465 amino acids. Gene Ontology annotation, molecular function: N-acetylglucosamine 6-O-sulfotransferase activity. The record is from RefSeq and is a predicted model, not a curated record. Gene Ontology annotation, cellular component: Golgi membrane. The transcript has a single exon. Gene Ontology annotation, biological process: carbohydrate metabolic process; sulfur compound metabolic process; N-acetylglucosamine metabolic process.